This is a messenger RNA of Castor canadensis (American beaver), 1408 nucleotides long. Lineage: Eukaryota; Metazoa; Chordata; Mammalia; Rodentia; Castoridae. The record is from RefSeq and is a predicted model, not a curated record.
GCCCGCCGGGGCACUGGCGGAGCACCCAGCCUCCACUCAUGACGCGAAUCCAGGGCUCUCAACGCUAAAAACGUCUUAGGCGGUACAAGCCCGAAGCCCAGACUAAUCUUUCCAAAGGAAAGGGGGGCAUGAUCAGCACCCGAUUCCUGUUUGGUGACCUCCUCUAGAAUAGAUAGGAGACUUUAAUUGGACGACUUUCGCAAUAACCAGCUUCAGAUCCUAAAAAGAGAGCGAAGAAUCAGCGGCCAAAGCUAACGCUCCAUACCCACACUUCAUCCUCCUCACCCUUUCCUUCCAGGCCAUGUCUGCAGGCAAAGACACCGCUUGGGGGUCAGCAGUGGGGGAGGAGGUCUGGGCGGGAUCAGGAGUGGAGGUGGAGGGCGCAGAGCUACCAACCUUCUCAGAUGCAGCCAAAGUCCGAGUGGGAGUGACCAUUGUGCUCUUUGUUUCUUUCGCUGGAAGGAACCUGGCAGUGCUGUGGUCAGUGACUGGGCCGCAACCCAGCCAGCUCCGUCCCUCUCCAGUCCGGAUACUCUUCGCCCAUUUAGCAGCUGCCGACUUACUGGUCACUUUUGUGGUUAUGCCCCUAGAUGCUACCUGGAAUGUUACUGUGCAAUGGCUGGCCGGAGACAUCCCACGUCCGACACUUAGGUUCCUGAAACUAACGGCCGUGUAUGCCGCAGCUUUCCUGCCUGGUAUUGGGCUCCACCGCCAGGCGGCAGUACUCAUCCCUCUUGGGUCCGGUUCAGGUGGAAGGAAACUUCUGGGGACAGCCUGGGGACUUAGUUUCCUGCUUGCCUUGCCCCAGCUGUUCCUGUUUCACACUGUCCACCGAGCUGGCCCAGUCCCCUAGUGUGUCACCAAAUGGAGCUUCAAGGCUCAAUGGCAAGAAACCACCUAUAAUCUCUUCACCUUCUGCUGCCUUUUUCUGCUACCACUGACUGUCAUGGCCAUCUGCUAUAGCCAUAUUGUCCUCAGUGUGUCCAGUCCCCAGACCACAAGGGGGAUCCAUGGUGAGAGUCCAAUUUAGUUCCCAGGUCUUAAUCCUUACCACUAACAUCAUUUAUUUAUCAAUCUGCCUGAUAUCUGUCAGUCACUAACCCAAAGUGACAUGCUAACUAUAUUUCUAUCACUGAUGCUGAAGAAUUUAUUGAAUGCCCUUAACUCUAAACUGCCUCUAGCUAAAUUGAGUAAACUGAGCAAAUAUUGGAAAGAGAGGUGAUCAGUAUUCUUUUAUUCUUAAACACCAAGUGUUAAAUAGAUUUGGUGGCUUAAUCUAAUACACCACUUCAAUCAAAACCUUUUCUCCACUGGGUGUCAGAGAAAGGUUCAUGCCUGUAAUCCUAGCUACUCAAGAGAUAGAGAUCAGGAGGAUGGUGGCUUGAAGCCAGCCCCAGGCAAAUAGUUC